Clupea harengus (Atlantic herring) is the source of this 2491-nucleotide messenger RNA. It is a transcript of the gene mtfr2, whose product is annotated as mitochondrial fission regulator 2. The record is from RefSeq and is a predicted model, not a curated record. Gene Ontology annotation, cellular component: mitochondrion. NCBI's taxonomy places the organism in Eukaryota, Metazoa, Chordata, Actinopteri, Clupeiformes, Clupeidae. Gene Ontology annotation, biological process: mitochondrial fission; aerobic respiration.
GUUCACCUGCCUUGGAAGCGUGACUCGAGUGCAGCAUCGUGUGAUGUGUAUCGAGUAUUUUAACUUAAAACAAUUGACCACGACAUUUUGGUUUUGGUUAAUGUAGCACAAAGACCUACCAAGACGAGAGAUGUCGCUCAUAGAAGACAUCGUUGAUGUAAUGCAAUGUGUCCUUGAGUAUUUUGGAGUUCCUGCUGAUAUGCUUGUCCCGGUGUGGGACAACCAACUCUGCGGACAAUAUCGAAGCAUCGUCCGGAUGAUAGGCACUAAUUUGCCCCUGAAUCCUUACCCCCGAAUCCACUUCCAAAUUCCUUUGCAAGCCUAUAAGAGACAUGGGUUUCUUGACAUCAGUGUGGACAGUCCAGCGAUUCCUUCUUUUGCCGAUGUCCGCUGGAUAGCUGAGGAUGUGGAAGACCACUUCGCCAAAUUCAGAAAUGCUGCUUCGUUGAAAAGAUGUCAGGUGCCUCAAGUGUUUGUUACACCCCCAGUGGAGAUGGUAGCAGGCCCAGUGUUUUUGACAUCUUCAACCCAGCUAGGUGGCAGGAUGGUGGGGCAAAGGACAAACCCUGAGGCCCUAAAGAAGAUCUCAGCCCUGGAGGAAGAGCUGCUGAAACUGCGUGCACAGAUUGCCAUGAUAGUCACUGCUCCCUCAGGUCCCUCCUCACAUAAGAACGCCCCAGUCUCCCCAUGUCGAUCCCUGCUCCCACCUCCUGUUCAGACCUCCACCCCUCGAGCUGCUCCUCCUCCUCCGCCCCCUCCUCCACCUCCACCUCCUCUUCCUGUCUCUGAUUCUCCAGCACCCUCCGCCCUGGAGACCAUAAAACUGAGGAGGGCGGCGAGCAGAGGCCAGCCCAGGAAAAGUGAGCUGUCGAUGGGCUCAGCCUCCACCAGUCUCCCUUCCAUGCUGGAUGUCCUGAAGGACCUGACCCAGGUCAAACUCCGCACGGUGGAGAGGUCGCCAGGGGGGACCCCAGUGAGGAAGAGGAGGAGCAAGGGCGCCCCGUGUCCGUCGGACCCCGCAGCUUUAAUUGCAGAAGCGCUAAGGAAGAAGUUUGCCCAUCGUCAGCGAGAUGACUCUUUCGAUAAGGAGAACCGAUCGGCUGAGCUGUCGCCCUUCGGAAGUCCUGAGGCUCCAUGUAUCCCUAAGCACAUAAGACGCAGCCAAGGACGAAUUCACCUCUAACCUCUUGACCCCACGGUCACCAACAACCAAUCAUGUGUUUCAUCUGACUACUGCAUACUUCAGGUGCUGCUUUUGGAGUGCUUUUUUAUGUUUGAAUGGUGUUAAAGGGGCCGCCUAGUUGUUGUUGUUGUUGGUUUUUCGACCAUACUCCAUGUGCUCCCGUGCUUCAUAGGUCCUGUUUUUUUUUGUUGAUUUGGUAUUUGUUUACUCUAAGGGGGCGUAAAGUUCAAUAAUGCAGUCAUUUAAGUGAUUUCAACCUAUGCUGUUUUCUUUUUUCCUUUUUACUGUAAAGAGCAUUUUUGUAAAGCUUUGCAAUAACGGAUUCUAUGAUUGCUCUAAGAUGCAGUGACCGUACUGGUCUGCUUGGUUGAAAGCUUUGUAAAUAUGUCAAAAUGUAAGUUAUAAAUUGUAUAUGACUUCAUGUUAUAGGCUGUGGAUGGAAUGAUGCAUAAAAUAUUACCACUUGGGAAACAAGUAGCACAUAGGAGAAACACCAUGUACUCCCUUCAAGAGAGGGGAUUCAUGGGGAUUUAUGUAGAGGGCAACAUAUUAACACUGAGUACCUUUCAAGACUUUGUUCAAAGAAGCCUCGUAAGUCAUCUGGUGUGAACUCUGUAUGAAGUUGUUUUCAAUGUCUUUGUUCAAUUCAGGCAAUAUUCUCUACCAGUGGGCAUCUUUUUCUGCAGAUCUGCAGUACGUUUCAAAACUGUAGCCCUAAUCUAUGCAAAGACUUUGUCUCGGGCGUAUGUUGUUUCUUUUCUUUCUUUGCUUUUCUUGGCCACUCCUGUGCUCUCCUUGGAAGUGCGCGCCUGGGACAGUCAUGCAUGUUGGCCAAAAGCCUGCAGCAUCUGCUGCGCACUCCCAAUGUCGCAGAUAACGGCAGCUAAACUGAUCUCAGUCCAGCAAGGGCACCUUCUGUUUACUUUUUCCUCCAAGGCAACCACACUGAAAAACAAUGUUGCAAACGGUGCUAAAGCAUAGGAUUUUGUUGCGUUCAGUCUUAUUCUGGAGAGAUGCAGCUAUAUUGGUGGAUGACCAUCUCCUACUUCUCAUGCUGUCAGAAGUUUCAGAAUUUGAGCUACCAGCUGUGGAAUGAAGGAGUGGAAUGACUGGAUGUAAACUGUAGUGGUUGUGUCUGACCUGCCUCCUGAACUUGACUCCUGAUUAAACUCUCAUCUUGGGUUCUGUGAGAAGAGGAGAAUCCUGUUUGAGAUUGUGAGCCUGCCUGACUUGUGAGAAACUUGCGAGACUGUGAGUCUGGGGUAAGAGAUUGUGUGUGUGUGUGUCUGUGUGUCUGUGUGUCUGUGU